This is a messenger RNA of Penicillium subrubescens, 480 nucleotides long. RefSeq names its product PaaI family thioesterase. The transcript is spliced from 2 exons. Bases 1 to 480 code for a protein of 159 amino acids. NCBI's taxonomy places the organism in Eukaryota, Fungi, Ascomycota, Eurotiomycetes, Eurotiales, Aspergillaceae. The record is from RefSeq and is a predicted model, not a curated record.
AUGCCCAAGCUCUCCGAGAGUAGCUUUGGGGUACCUCAAACUGUGCCAGGUCUGAACGGUUCGCCUUUCGUCUCGGAUCUCGAAAAACUCCCCUAUACAAACUCCCUCCAUCAUAACCUGCUGCAUGGAUACCGACCGGAGUUGCAGAGGUGCGAGCUUGGCCAGCAGGCGACAGCUUUGAUGGCUCUCGAGCCAAGGCAACGAAUUUGCUUUUACCCGGGCAAAAUCCACGGUGGUUACCAGGCAUUCCUUUUGGACCAGUUGUUUGCAGACUGCUGCAAGCCUGCCGUCACGGCCAAUUUGUCAGUGGACUUUAAGCGUCCAAUCCAACCCAAUUCUAGACUAAUUCUCCACGUGUGGCCUGUGAAAAUCGAAGGUCGCAAAAUUUUUAUGGAGGGAUCAAUUCAGGUCGACGACCAGUUGGGUGAGAGGCUGCUCUGUGCCAGUGCCUCUGCGCUCUUCAUUGUCCCCCGCUGCUAG